AUGGCAACAAGACUUCUCUUUGCUUCCGUACCCAAAGCCCACCCGAAGAGUACCAAACCAUCACAACACCGCACCCCAUUUUCUGCAGUUGCAGCAUCCCGUUUUCUACAGAUCUCGAGACUUCAUGCUUCUAAAACUCUCGAAACAAUAUACGAAGAAGAAAUGACUACAGGCAGUGAAAGCAGAGAUGGUGUUGCAGAUGUAUUUACAAGUGCUUCACCUUUGCCUUCAGUUUCUGCCUCUUUUUUGCUAUCUAGCAGGUCGACAUGCUUAGUUAAAAUGCAGAAACACUUAUCUAAGAACUUUGAUAACUUCCGAUCAUGUGCUUAUGGUAGUAAUUAG
Lactuca virosa is the source of this 342-nucleotide messenger RNA. NCBI's taxonomy places the organism in Eukaryota, Viridiplantae, Streptophyta, Magnoliopsida, Asterales, Asteraceae. The record is from the annotation of a GenBank genome assembly.